AUGAGACACAUUUGCAACACUCUUUUCAAGGAGGAAUGGCACAAGACUAUAGCUUGCAACACUUUUUCGAGGAGGAAUGACGUAAGGCUACAGCUUCUAGAGAACAAGCUGUUAUCUGUUGCACAAUGUGACAUGACGAUUGCUCAAUAUUUUCAAAAGGUAAAGUCGAUAUGCAGUGAAAUUUCUGAAUUAGAUCCUACUUUUGCUACAAGGAUAAAAAGAAUAAUUAUCCAUGGUCUGAGACCCGAAUACCAAGACUUCGUUGCCGUUGUUCAAGGAUGGCCGAGUCAACCAUUACUUGUUGCAUUUGAAAAUUUGCUUGCCGACCAAGAAGCUAUGGCUAAGCAAAUGAGAGGGGUCCCACCAAAAGGGGAGGAGGAAACGCUCUACACCAACAAAAGUAAAGGUAGCUUUAAGCAACACGUCAGUGGUGGAUCUAAAAGAAAUGGUGGCAUGGUGAAUGGUCAUCAAGGAGAAGGAAGUUCUAGGCCAAGGGGAGCUCCAAAGUAUCACAAAUGUGGUCAGUCCAAAAAUAAUAAAAGAUUUGAGAGUAAAUGCUACAACUGUGGAAAGAAAGGCCACAUGGCGAAAGAUUGUUUGGUCAAACAAAAGGCCCGUCAAGAGUAA
Messenger RNA from Prunus persica (peach), 627 nucleotides. RefSeq lists its product as uncharacterized. Gene Ontology annotation, molecular function: zinc ion binding; nucleic acid binding. The transcript has a single exon. Lineage: Eukaryota; Viridiplantae; Streptophyta; Magnoliopsida; Rosales; Rosaceae. The coding region runs from base 1 to 627 and encodes 208 amino acids. The record is from RefSeq and is a predicted model, not a curated record.